Messenger RNA from Haliotis rubra (blacklip abalone), 2769 nucleotides. RefSeq lists its product as uncharacterized. The coding region runs from base 128 to 2677 and encodes 849 amino acids. The record is from RefSeq and is a predicted model, not a curated record. Gene Ontology annotation, biological process: signal transduction. Gene Ontology annotation, molecular function: protein binding. Lineage: Eukaryota; Metazoa; Mollusca; Gastropoda; Lepetellida; Haliotidae. The transcript has 5 exons.
CGACACGCAUAAACUACAUCUGCUAUCGCUGACAUUUGAGAACAAACACAGAGACGCGUUCACAUUCAGGUACCAGAGGAACACCAAUGUUCAGGUAAUCUGGUUCGGCGCCUCCACACCGGCCACAAUGACAGCUGUCAUCACCCCAGGUUUGCCGGAGACAGUGAUUGAUAAAAUCAGCCAUGGACUGGCCGAAGACUGGCACAAGUUCGGCAUCCAUAUCGGUUUCUCCAGUAUUCAGCUACAGAACCUUCAAGCCUCAUUUCAAACAAUGGGUCUGUGCUGUGCAGUUGCUCGGAUGCUGGACAAGUGGGGGAAAGUUGUUGUCCAGUCCUGGAAGAUGGACAAGAGCAUGCAGUUCCUUGGCAACAUCCUAGAUCAGAUUGAAAGACGCGAUAUUGUGGAAGACCUCAAUCUGGAACAAGUAAACGAAGCCACAUUCGAUUUCACCCUUGAUUUGGAAAUAGUAAACAAGCUCAAAAGUAUCUGCCUUUGUCUGAAAUGGUCUCCAAAUAUUGAUGUUCGCCUGCUGAGUCGCGUCCAAAAAUGGAAAGAAGACUGUGAUCUCUUCUACAAGACAAGAGCUUACAAACAGAUUCGGCGAAUCGUAGAUGAAAAAGGGAUUGUGAUCAUCACUGGAAAGCAAGGGGACGGGAAAACAUUCCUUGCUGAACACCUUGUACUACAUUACCUUUCCCUCGGAUAUGAAGUGGCAACGGUCAACUCUCCUAAAGAGUGGAGACAGAGAUGGAACCCAAACAUCAAACAGAUCAUAUUCAUCGAUGACGUAUUUGGAAAGACUCAAGCCUUCCCAAGUCUGGCUUUGGAACAAUGGGCUCUUCUUGGUCAGGAAAUGACAGAAUGCAUUGGCCAGGGCCACACAAAGGUCAUUUCAACCGUUAGAGAUUACAUUCACAAAGACUGUCAAGGAAUAGUCCGUGGAGUGGAGAUUUUUCGGAACAUUGUCAAUAUUUCAAGUGAUGAGUGGAAAUUGACAUUUGAUGAGAAAUUUCGAAUGUUGGAGCUUCAUCUCAAGCAUUUUGAUGUAAGCAUUAACAAAAACAAGAUGAAGGAAAUUGCACAGAAUGACUACAUCCAAGGAUUCCCCCUUCGAUGCAGAAUAUUUUUCUCAGAUCAGCAGCUCAAGAAGCAGGGCGUUAGCUUUUUCCUGGGGCAUUUGGCUGAUGUUUUGGUUGAUGAACUCAAUUACUUGAAGCAGACAGACAAAAUCAAAUAUUUUGCACUUGUGAUGUUGUUGUUUUGGGAUGGUAUAAUUCCAGAAGAAACUUUUAAAUCUGGCAAGGAGCAGGGUGUGGGGACACGAAUUGUAAAAUUCCUUGGACUGAAGUCACCUGAACCUGUAGAAAGGCUAUUUACAGUUCUGCGAACUGAGCUUGGACUUCACGAUGAGAUAAUGGAAAUGUGUAAACUGCAUGAAGUCUUUAUUUCCUUGACAGGUACAUACGUUAUUAAGGUGGGACCUUCAUUUCGUUUUGUACAUGAAUCAGUAGCCGAAGCGCUUGCCUACAUUUUUGGUAAUUCUCCAAAAUACCAAGAUUUCUACAUUACUCACUGUUCUUUCCUGGAGCUUCAACAGCGAGUUCUGUUAUCCCUAAGUGACUGUGCAUUCAGACGGAACCCCUGCUCAGUAACUAUAAACGCCCAGUCAUUCUCAACACUGGCUGAGCGUCUUACACUGGAGGUAGAAAGAGGACAUGCAUCAGAUUUGCUCAACGACUCAAGGUUCUUCAAAAAAGGGUUCCCUGAACACUGGAAGAACUACCUUUCUGGACUAGAACCGAAGAAACUUAAGAAUAUCCUGGACUUGAAGGAUAAGCGAGGGAACAGCUUUGCAAGUCUUGUUGCAAGACAAGGUUGCGUGCCCUUGCUAGAAUUUGUGAUAUCCACAACAUCCACACCAACAGCCAGUCAACUCAUGUUACAGGCUGCAUCAACAGGCAAAACAGAAGCUGUGGAAAUGUUGCUGAACAAAGGGGCAAAUAUCAACCAAAAAACGAGUCUUGGUCAGACCGCAUUGCUGCUGUCGUCCGUUGAAGGACAUAUUUCAUUAGCUAACUUCCUUCUGGAGAAAGGAGCUGGCAUCAACAUCACCGACACACAAGGGUGCUCCCCUCUACACAGUGCCAGUGCUCAUGGACAGCUUUCUAUUGUUCAGCAGCUUCUUGAAAGGGGUGCAAACAUCAACUGCUGUGAUUCGAUCGGCUCCACUGCGAUAUUUUACGCAUCCCUGAAAGGACAUUUAGAAAUAGUGCAGACUCUGAUUGACCAUGGCGCAGACAUAACAAUGAGCAAUACAUUUGGAGGGCAGCCUUUACUCGCAGCGUGUGUCAAUGGACACAUGGCUGUGAUACAGAGUGUGCUUGUUAAGAAACCAGAUUUAAACCAUAAGGAUUUCAAUGGCAAAACAUGCCUCCAUUGGGCGUCGCAGCGCGGGUUUUCUGAAAUAGUGGAAACUCUUAUUGGUAAAGGAGCAGAGGUCAACCUGAAAGACGAGAAAUUGCAGACGCCACUUCACUUGGCAGCACUGAAGGGUCACACUCACAUCUGGCGUAUACUUGUGGCUUCAGGAGCCAACAUGUACAGCACUGAUAGAGACGGAAAUACUCCAGUGGCACUGGCGAACAAAGAGUCGAAAAUUCCAUUCCUGUUUGACUAAUGUUAUGUGAUUGUCAUGUCUGUGAUUCUGUGAAUAGUGUAUGUUAGAUGUCAAUACCAACGCUGUUGGCGAACGGUCAAAUCUGUAUAGAA